Molecule: messenger RNA, 504 nt
Organism: Akanthomyces muscarius
Lineage: Eukaryota; Fungi; Ascomycota; Sordariomycetes; Hypocreales; Cordycipitaceae
Exons: 3
Coding region: 1-504 (167 amino acids)
Cellular component (GO): membrane
Source: RefSeq, a predicted model, not a curated record
AUGUUUCGAGCACCGCUGCGACUCCUAGCUUUCGGCAACCACGCGCUGGUGUGGCUAUCGUCACUGAUUGUCAUGGGGAUUUUGUCGUACUUUUUGAAGAGCUACAAAAGCGCCCACUCUACACAUAUAAUUUAUGAAGAAACUAUUGCCACAAUCACCUUUGCUGUCUGGACACUUGGAAUGAUCUUGCCACUGAUUGACAGAUAUGGCGGGCAUCUGUGGCCCGUUAACUUGGUCCUUUCAUAUCUCUGGCUUACCUCAUUCAUCUUCUCCGUGCAGGACUGGGCUCGUGGACGUUGCACCAGUUACAGCGACGGCUUUGGCAAGUGCGGCUUGAAGAAGACUGUUGUCGCUUUCAACUUCUUUGCAUUUUUCUUCCUGUUCUCCAAUGUCAUCGUUGAGAGCAUCCUCUUCCACAAACAUCGAAACGAGAGAGUUCUUGUCGCAUCCGCGAAUGGUAGGAAGACAAAUGGCGUGGUUGAUCCUGGCCCAGCUGCGGUUUAA